Eurytemora carolleeae is the source of this 1238-nucleotide messenger RNA. Its product is annotated as transcription factor Sox-14. The transcript is spliced from 2 exons. NCBI's taxonomy places the organism in Eukaryota, Metazoa, Arthropoda, Copepoda, Calanoida, Temoridae. The record is from RefSeq and is a predicted model, not a curated record. Gene Ontology annotation, biological process: anatomical structure morphogenesis; regulation of DNA-templated transcription; cell differentiation. Gene Ontology annotation, molecular function: DNA-binding transcription factor activity, RNA polymerase II-specific; RNA polymerase II cis-regulatory region sequence-specific DNA binding. Bases 76 to 969 code for a protein of 297 amino acids.
ACAGACGGCAGAGUCGUCAGUUGAAUAUACACCCUUGCAGCGAAUACAAGCACAUGGGACUAGAUUAGUUCAAGAAUGAAGUGUGAAGAUCAAGUGCUUAGAUCUCUGCACAUUAAUCCGGAAUCAAAAACUCCGUAUUCAGAUGCAACUCAGACGAAGAAGCACAAGAAGAACUACGUGAAGAGACCGAUGAAUGCGUUCAUGGUUUGGUCCCAGCUAGAGAGAAGGAAGAUUAUAAACAGGAACCCAGAUUCUCAUAAUGCUGAGAUAUCCAAGAACCUGGGGAAAACCUGGAGAACCCUCUCCGAGGAGGAGAGACAACCCUUCAUAGAUGAGGCUGAGAGGUUGAGAUUACUCCAUCAGAAGGAGUAUCCAGAUUACAAGUAUAAACCAAAGAAGAAAGGAAAGGCUACUGUAUCUCUCUUGUCUAAGAUAAACUACAAACCUAUCGUGUUUCCUAGCAGGACGAAACCAGCUCUGAAACCCGUCUCCGGAAUUAAGAAAGAGCUUGUCUACUCAACCACACAGCUACAGCUCAAGAUUGAAAAGGAAUACAGCACUACGGUUCCUCUGAGUCCGACAAGUUCCUCUCCUGGUUCUCUAGGAUCUCCUCACGACCUGUCUAUGAGUCCUCCUCCUGAAACCCUUCCAACCCAGAUAUUCCAGGACGAGGUUCCUGAAACUACCGAGCUACUCACCCCUCCUACCUCACCAGUACUCUGGGAUCAAUGUAAAGCUAAGCCUAUGACAACCAUCACCGAACCUCUCCUCAUUAAAGUAACUGAGCUAAAUGAACCCUGUAGUCUGGAUGAUUUGGACGAUCUCACAGACCUGUUUCAGCUCCCGGAGUACAUGGAGCAAAUGUAUCCUUCCCAGUUAAGCUCUAGGUCCCACUUUGAUUUCUCGGGUUCAGACAUGUCGGAGCUAUUAUCCGAUAUCUGUAUGGAAGAUGAAUUGAUGCAAGUUUAAAUGUAAAAUUUAUUCUUAAUUUAUUCCUCCGCGCCCCCGUCUGUAAAUACGAGAUUCUCGGAUCGUUAGUUAGGAGAGAAGACACAGAAAAUGGUGAUAAUAAGAAUGAUGAUAUUCAAGGAUAUUCUUCCCCCCCUCUCUCUCUCUUUCUCUCGCUCUCUUCGUGGAUUUUUUCGUUUCCAUUUUUAUACAUUCAGUCAAGAAAUCAGUUUGUAAAAUGUUGAGUAAAAUUUACACUUUCUAUUAGCAAUAAACUAUGAUCAGUUUAA